Soboliphyme baturini is the source of this 3153-nucleotide messenger RNA. The record is from the annotation of a GenBank genome assembly. Lineage: Eukaryota; Metazoa; Nematoda; Enoplea; Dioctophymatida; Soboliphymatidae.
AUGUCGAAGACCUGGAAGGAGUUGCUGACCCGCAACUGCUACGUACCACUGGAACCGCCAAGAGAGAAAGGAAACCGUGAGAAUGUGGGCUACGAGAUUAUGGUGGUUAAUGCGACCUUCUCCAACACCAUCCGAGACAGCAGAGACGUAUAUUUCGUGCUAUGGCUGUACAGCGUGCAACAGAUGAAGUUUUUUGGCCGUUCCUGCAGGAGCCGAGCGCAAACGGUCACCGCGUUGCCAGAGAAGGCAGAGUACCUACAGAAAGUCACCUUUUAUACGACGUUACUUGAAUGUGAAUUUCGCAUGGUGGUUGAAGUUGCGAAGGCUGUUGUCGGCGGGGACGGAGGCAGUGAUCAUAUGCUUGGUUGGGGUGUGGUCUCGUUUGAAGAUAUACCGAAAACUGGUUGCGCUGAAAAGCGAUUGCAGAACAUUCAAGAAAUGGUCAAGUUUCUGCCCGAAAACACGCUUGUUUUGUCUGAAGAGCUUAUACCGGGUUAUCGGCCGUCUCCAAGUUCAAAUGGCUCUGUCGUUAUCAAGCCCGUGUUAGACCAAGUGUGCGUCCAGCUGGGCGAACAUCGAAAAUACCUACAAAUGGAGAUGUGCCGUAUCGUCAACGUCGAACGGCUGACGGCAGAAAAUCAAAAGCCGGACGGAAGUUCGAUGCGCAUCAUCGAAAGCCGUUUGAGAAUCGGCAUUCAUAACGGAUGGAAGUACCUGGCCGAACCGUAUGUGUUUUACUUGUCGAACCACAAGCUGGCGAGGGCGGGCAGCUUACGUCGCGUCGUCGAGAUGCCAUCCAUUCACAGUGCCAACCACUCGUCGACAUGGGCGUCUUACUUCUCAGAACGAGUGACCAUCUUGCAUCUAAUGUCUAAAGUCGAACUGCCAGAAACGAUGGCAGACGACGGUCUAUGCGUCAUUUUCCAUUUUGAAUACGUGCUUGCAAGCAGGGGAAACGCGACAACCUCAAGAACUCAGCCAGUCACCGUGGCUUUCGCCGUUUGGCCUCUGAAAGAAAUCGCAUCACACGCUUCAUUAGACGUUUGCCUCCGGACGCAAAGGGGUAUCGUCAGAGACCCGUUGAACAGGUUAUUUCUUCGAGAACUCGAUUCGUUUUAUGCACAUAAAUCGAACAUGGCGAAGGACAUAUGCAUCUGUUUCAAAGAAGGCUCACAAGAAGGACUACUGUCGGAAGGUUCACUGAAAGAAGAUGCAAAAGUCAAACCAAAACCAGCUCCUAGGAAGCAAGUUCAAGACGAUGGAAGCAGAGAGUCUUCAACGAAGAGUGAGAAAAGUGUUGUGGAAUCAGAGGAACCUGGAAAUAGUGCUGUUGGUCGUGAUGUAAUUCAUAAGCAGCAGCGUUCUUCGGGCGAUGCAGUGGUAGAAGUCCUUUCUCCGCCACCCUCUGUCGCCGCCGAAAUUUCAUUUAAGUCCAACAGGGCCACAGAUCAUUUGUGGCAAAGUGGACCAAUGCCGGUCGACGACAAGUACAGCCAGCUGUCGCCAUUGUCUGUUCUCCUCACUGCAUGUAAUCUGGACGGUGUGCCGGUUGACAGGAUCGCUUCUGGCACGACGGUACUGAUGGAGAGAAAAUUAUUAUGUGAACAACGGAAAGAAUUUUCUGCUAUUGAAGUUGUUUUCCACUUUUUGGGACUUCAAGCAUAUCAACCGUCGGCCGACCAAAUCGGUUCUGUGUACUGUAGUUUCCGGUUCUAUCACUUUGCGUCGCUGAUCAGCGAGCGAUUGGUCGCGAUGAAAACCGAACAGAUUUCGUCGGAUCCUUCGCUCAGAAUUUUCUACAACGAACGUACCGGCUCUGGCCAGAACGAAGGCAAUGCCGGUUAUGAGGUAAAAUUCGUAAUGGAUGAAAUGGGUGUUUACGACAAACAAGAGCAGUUUGAAAAUUACCUGAAUGAAAACGAGCUACGAAUCGAUCUUUGGAACGCUGAAUCUGCCAUGCUAAUCGGCUAUGCGGUUUUGCCUUUAAAGGAAGAGCGGUCAUGUUGCGCUUUAGAGACUCGAUCUGGAAUGUAUAUACGUGUCGCCUGUUCUAAAGUGCUUAAAGUGAAUCUUCGCGAAGAGAAGGAACAAAAAUUAGGGAAUGGUGUAGUUGCCAAGAAGAUUUCUUCCAGCUUCUACCAUGUACCUUCUGAAACUGAACUGACAGCAAAGCGAUUGGAUUAUCGAAAUCAGCUAGAGAAAAAAAUCAGGUACAUCAAACGAAUUCGUGAAUGUGUUAAGCGAGAAGCCAUUCUGGCCGCUUCUUUGAAAUGGGUGACUACUUCGUACAAGAUUGCGCCGAGCCUCGGCACCUGUCAUUUCUUUGAACACCGAAUAACCAACUUUGAGCCUGCAUCCAUUACGGUGACAGUGGAAACCACCGAUCCGGACUUAAAAGUGGUCCAUAACUUCGACGAGUACCGUCAUUUAAAGCAAACGUUUACGUCCGAGACCGGUUUGACAGAUCCUUUACUCCACUGCAUAAGGGCUUUCGACGACAACAGUGUGGCUCAAUGGGCCAUCGAUCUGGGCCAGGGCGAGUCGUGCGUCGUGCCUUUCCGAUACCAGAGCUUUCGCUCAUUGAAUGGCAGGUUUUCUGUCAGUGAGGCAAUUCUCACCGCUCUUUUAUCGAAAAUGGUCCAAGAUUCGUUUAUGCAAGCGAAGAUCGUCAAGGUGAUAUUUCGUAACUUGUCCACUGGUCACGUGGUUUCUAUGGCUCUCCUACACGUCGAGCCGCAUCUCAGCGUCAUAAAUCACUUGUACCGUUUUCAGCAGGUAGCCGGCUGUACGGUGUCACGAACGCUAAAUAUCUCCCCUAAAGAUGUAAAUUUGAAUUAUUUUUCAGAAGUUGAAUCAGUUCUUGUAUUCAUAGACGCAAACUUGCAGCCACGUAUCAGCAAAGUCUUUUGUACUGAUUCAAAUGUUUUGUGCAAACUGGAAGACUCAACGAAUAAUCCUGGAUCACAAGUGUUGAAGUUUCAAAACUGCGCAGAUCCAAGUCCUUCGGUAAAAGUGCUCAGUUUUUUGUUGUACGAAGAUGCCUAUAUGGCAUCGUUGAAGUACCUCUAUCAGGUGUACGUUCAUUCGACGAAGAUCUUGGAGACCUCCACAACCCAGGGCUCAUUUACGGAAUUCUCAAUCAUAUUGCAGUAA